Cyprinodon variegatus (sheepshead minnow) is the source of this 1935-nucleotide messenger RNA. It is a transcript of the gene grin2b, whose product is annotated as glutamate receptor, ionotropic, N-methyl D-aspartate 2B. The transcript is spliced from 8 exons. NCBI's taxonomy places the organism in Eukaryota, Metazoa, Chordata, Actinopteri, Cyprinodontiformes, Cyprinodontidae. Gene Ontology annotation, biological process: G protein-coupled glutamate receptor signaling pathway; regulation of synaptic transmission, glutamatergic. Gene Ontology annotation, molecular function: adenylate cyclase inhibiting G protein-coupled glutamate receptor activity. The annotation marks the transcript as partial. The record is from RefSeq and is a predicted model, not a curated record.
UAGGCUGUGCUUGACUAGCAGCAACAGCAUCAUCCCCCCCCCCCACAAGUGAUGCCUUUUUUUUCUUUUUUUUUUUCUCACACUGAGCAAUACAGGUAACGCCGCCCGUUGCCACUGCAACAAUGUCUAGGCUGUGUGUGGGGCUCGUGGUGUCUGAGCAGAGUUAAGAGGAAAAGCGGAGAGGACAUCUGUGGCUGGUUUCUGUCAUCUGGAUGGGAAGUGCUUUUUGGCAAAAGAGGGAGAAGAAAGCAGAAGGCAGCCGAGGAAGGGGAACAACUGGCAACAGCCAAUCCCCCCUUCCACUCACAGACUGGAGACAACGGAGGCCACUGGAAGUGGCAGACGUAAGAGAAACAAGACUCUCUGAGCAUCUUUUCCAAGGAAGAGAAGUGACGCUGCUCCAGUGGAGUGCAAUUACCUCAACAUUGAUGCUUUACCCUCUUGACCAUCUGAGGAUUUUACCUAAAACGGCUCCUCCCUCAGUCUGAGGCUAUGACAGGGAGAGAGGAGUCCCAGGCCGCACCACCAUGCUACUUCUGAGAAGCUGGGAUGAGACUCUGGCUGGCAAAACACGAGGUAUUUCUCUCCCAAGCCUACAUUAUGCCUGUCCGUGGACACUGCAGCUCUUCCCCACCUUGUCAAAAUGCUGGGGCUCACUACUCCCCUCGAGUGGUUGCUCAGGGGCACCAAGGAGUUCGGACUCUUCAUCCACCCCCACCUCCAUCGGUUCACCGCACAACGGGCACUUCUUUAUGUCUGCCCCUUCUUUUUCUGCUGCUCUGUCUUCUCCACCUACCUCCACCCUGUCACUCACGGAGAGAAAAGGGCGGAGGAGGCGGUGGCAGUCAUUACAUGCCAAUCCCACAGCCGCCGCCACACCACAUGGCCCUGCCUAAUAUCCUAAGUGGUCUAAGCAUUGCUGUCGUGCUGGUGGGCAACUCCAGUGAGAUGGCACUGGCAGGGGCCAGAGAGAAGGAGGACUUUCUCCACAUAGCUCCUAAUGUGGAGUUACUGACCAUGAACGAAACUGACCCUAAAAGCAUCAUUAAAAGCAUCUGUGACCUGAUGACGGAGCACUGGCUACAGGGUGUCGUGUUUGGAGAUGACACAGACCAGGAAGCCAUCGCUCAGAUCCUGGACUUCAUUUCAGCCCAAACCCACAUUCCCAUUCUUGGAGUACGUGGAGGCUCUUCGAUGAUCAUGGCUGCCAAGGACGACAACUCCAUGUUCUUUCAGUUUGGCCCCUCCAUCGAGCAGCAGGCGUCUGUCAUACUAAAUAUCAUGGAGGAGUAUGACUGGUACAUCUUCUCCAUCGUCACAACGUACUACCCCGGUUAUCAGGACUUUGUUACUAAGAUACGAAACACCAUUGAGAACAGCUUUGUUGGCUGGGAGAUGGAGGAAGUUCUUCUGCUGGACAUGUCCGUGGAUGAUGGCGACUCAAAGAUCCAGAACCAGCUGAAGAAACUCCAGAGCCCCGUGAUUCUUCUCUAUUGCACAAAAGAAGAGGCCAACACCAUCUUCGAGGUGGCCCACUCUGUUGGGAUCACUGGUUAUGGCUACACUUGGAUUGUCCCCUCGCUGGUAGCUGGAGACACUGUUGUAGUGCCUGCAGAGUUUCCUACAGGUCUGCUCUCCGUAUCCUACGACGAGUGGGACUAUGGUCUGGAAGCCCGUGUUCGGGAUGGUGUGGCCAUCAUCACCAUGGCAACUUCCACGAUGAUGAUGGACCGUGGACCUCAUACGUUGCUGAAAUCAGAAUGCCAUGGAGCUCCAGAGAAGAAAACCCCAAUCUCAGGCAACCCCAAUGAAGUCCUCAGGUACCUGAUGAAUGUGACAUUUGAGGGGCGCAAUCUGUCGUUCAGCGAGGAUGGGUACCAGAUGCACCCUAAGCUUGUCAUUAUUCUGCUCAACAAAGAGAGACAGUGGGACAGG